Molecule: messenger RNA, 1736 nt
Organism: Andrographis paniculata
Lineage: Eukaryota; Viridiplantae; Streptophyta; Magnoliopsida; Lamiales; Acanthaceae
Product: cytochrome P450 714C2-like
Exons: 3
Coding region: 92-1642 (516 amino acids)
Molecular function (GO): heme binding; iron ion binding; monooxygenase activity
Source: RefSeq, a predicted model, not a curated record
UAUUUAAUCCCUUUGGAUUAAUGAAAGAAACCCAUCAGUCCAAAACUAAAACCCUAGUAUUGUAACCAAAAAGAAAAGUUGUUAGAAGAAUAUGGGAUCAUCUUUUGAGUAUUUGGCAACCCUAUUUGGUUUUCUCUUAGUUAUGUUUCCUUUGUCGAUUUUGUUCUUUCAAUGGUGGAUCACACCAUGGAUGUUCUGCAAAAAACUUAGAGCUAACGGGUUUUCAGGGCCGAAUCCUAAUUUCCCUUUAGGAAAUUUAAAUCAAAUCAAAUAUCAAAAUCCAGACACGGACAUUUCCAAGCCAUCAUCGGUUCUUACCGGAAUAUCGAAUGAUACACACUCCACUUUGUUCCCUUAUUUUGCCUCAUGGCAAAAAUCCCAUGGGAAAGUAUUCGUCUUUUGGGCGGGAACGGCGCCGUUCCUAUACGUCGCGGAUCCCGAAUUCCUCAAACAAAUGUCCGGAGACAUCAAAGGGAAGGAUUGGGGAAAAGCCGACGUUUUCAAGCGCGAUCGAACGGCGAUUUUCGCAAAAAGCCUUGUCGCCAACGAGGGCGACGAAUGGGCUCGCCGCAAGCACUUCAUCACUCCGGCAUUCGCAACGUCGUCUUUGAAGGCUACGGCGGCGUUGGGGGUGGAGGCGGCAAAAAACAUGGUCGACCAGUGGUCGGCGCUUAUAAACUCCGGCGACCGCGAAAUCGACGUCGAGGCCGAGAUCAUCCCCAUGCUCGGCGGAGUUGCGGCGAAGAUGAGCUGCGGCAUGAGCGUCGAGAACGGAAAACGGGUGUUGUCGAAACUCCGGGCUCUACAAUGGGUCCUCUUCGAGGAUCUCGGCCAUGUAGGCGUGCCGUAUGGGAAGCUCUUGAGUCCGAUUCGGACAAUGCGGGCGAGAAAAUUGGGGAAGGAAAUUGACGAAAUUUUAUACUCGGUGAUUAAGGAGAGAGUUUCGGGACGGGGGAACGGCGGCGGCGUCGACUUUCUCGAAUCGAUGAUGGCGGCGGACGGAGGCAGAAUAAGGCCGUUGGCGGCGGAGGAAAUGGUCGACGAAUGUAAGGCGAUGUUCUUCGCGGCGUUCGAGACGACGGGGCUGGCGCUGUCGUGGAGCUUGCUGCAGCUGGCGGCUCAUCCAAAAUGGCAAAUUGAGCUAAGGGAGGAGAUUAGAGAAGUCGUUGAAGAUCGGGAGAUUGGUGACGUUUCAAUCUUACAUGGACUUAAGAAGAUGGGAUGGGUGAUGAACGAAGUUAUCCGAUUGUACGGUUCGGUUCCGAACAUACAAAGGCAAGCGCGGCACGACAUUCAAGUCGGCGACAAGGUGAUCCCGAGAGGCACCAACAUAUGGAUAGACAUCGUGUCGAUGCACCACGACCGCACCCUUUGGGGCGAAGACGCGAACGAGUUCAAGCCAGAGAGGUUCGAGAAUGACAUAUACGGAGGGUGUAACCACAAGAUGGGGUAUUUACCGUUCGGAUUUGGAGGUAGACUGUGUGUUGGUAAAAAUUUAACGACUCUUCAAUAUAGAGCUGUGCUCGCCACAAUAUUGUCCAAGUUCUCGGUUUCCCUUUCGCCUAGAUAUUGUCAUUCUCCUACUAUAAUUCUCGCACUUAGACCCAAAUAUGGAAUCCCUCUCAUCUUACAAAAUCUCUAAAACUUGCUCAUAGCAAUGCUUGUAUUUGUGUAUUAUAUUGUAAGAAUAAUCUCGUUGUUUCUAUGUAGAAAAAAAUUUUUGCAAAAAUAAUCUA